Messenger RNA from Cinclus cinclus, 2714 nucleotides. It is a transcript of the gene CRIPT, whose product is annotated as CXXC repeat containing interactor of PDZ3 domain. Gene Ontology annotation, biological process: cytoplasmic microtubule organization. Bases 27 to 332 code for a protein of 101 amino acids. Lineage: Eukaryota; Metazoa; Chordata; Aves; Passeriformes; Cinclidae. Gene Ontology annotation, cellular component: dendrite. Gene Ontology annotation, molecular function: microtubule binding; PDZ domain binding. The transcript has 5 exons. The record is from RefSeq and is a predicted model, not a curated record.
GAAGCGGCGGCUGUGGAGGGGCGGCUAUGGUGUGCGACAAGUGUGAGAAGAAGCUUGGAACAGUAAUCACUCCUGAUACAUGGAAAGAUGGCGCAAGAAACACUACAGAAAGUGGUGGUCGCAAAUUAAAUGAAAACAAGGCAUUGACCUCAAAGAAGGCAAGGUUUGAUCCUUACGGAAAAAACAAGUUUGCAAUAUGUAGGAUUUGUAAGAGUUCUGUCCAUCAGCCAGGGUCCCACUAUUGUCAAGGAUGUGCCUAUAAAAAAGGCAUCUGCUCAAUGUGUGGCAAGAAGGUCUUGGAUACGAAGAACUACAAGCAAACGUCUGUCUAACUGUACUGACUAGCCUUUUUAUGAACUUCUGCUUCUGUUUCUUUGUACAGUAACGUUUCUCUAAAGUAAUUUGUGACUAUUACUUUCUGGAAGAUAGUACAUUUACUUGGAAUGAGAGGUAAAGACAGCCUGCUUGCCUAAAAUGUACAUAAUAUUUAAUUGCUGUUUUAGCACUAAUCUGGUAUUUAAAGGUAAUGGCUUUCAGCAGCUGAUACAGUUCAAAGGGAAGGAGAAGAUCCAAGAUCCAAGUGGAUAGGUUGAAACUAGGUUACCCUCAGAACACAGAUUUUUGAGAUGAAUGCUUUUUUCCCUAUCACAAAUCUUCUGCUUAUCUCAUGAUAAUGUUUUGUAGAUAUAUAAUAUAUGAACUUGCAUCACCUCAUUAAAGUACCUUCAUUUAAUUGUAUGCCUAUAGGUAUUUAUAAUUACUCUCAUCUCAAACUGUUAUGACCUUGCUCUUCAGAUUUUAAUGCAAUUGUCCUGUUGUAUUUUGUUUCUGACUACAGUAUAGUUGGUUAAAUCACAAAUUGUUAAACUAGUGAAAUCCAGUGUGUUGUCCUGCCAGUUCUUUCCUUGGCAUUGUUGUGGUUUAGUCCCAGCCAGCAGCCAAGCCCCAUGGAACUGCUCCCUCACUCCCCCACCAUCAGGACUGGGGAGAGAAUUGGAAGGGUAAAAGAUUGAAAACUUGUGGGAUAAAUACAGUUUAACAGGGAAAACAAAACAAAGAAUUAAUACACUACUUCUCAUGGGCAGGCAGGUGUUCAGCCAUCUUCAGGAGAGCAGGGCCCCAUCACCUGUUACGGUUUCUUGGGAAGACAAACUCAUCACUCAGAAUGUCUCCCCUUCUUCUUCUUCCCAGUUUAUACACUGAGCAUGGUGCCAUAUGGUCUGGAUUAUCCCUUUGGUCAGCUAGGGUCACCUGUCCUGGCUGCAUCUCCUCCCAACCUCCCAGAUAGCCCCAACUUCCUCGGCAGUGUGGCAGUACAAAAGGCCUUGGUUCUGUGUAAGCCCUCCUCAGCAAUAACAAACACAUCUCUAUUAUUAACUCUGUGUUCAGCACAAAUGUAGAACAUAGCCCCAGUAAGCCAUUAACAGUGAAGAAAACUCCACCCCAUCCAAAUGGGCACAGGCAUUCGGACUGAUCAGCUGUUCCCUUGUUAGCCUCCAAGGAGACUUUACAUAUGGUAUCAAAUUGCCCAAGGCAAUAAAAUAAUGAACAUCAAUUUCUAAAUGUCUCAGUCUCAUAAUUUUCUAAGUUAGUCUGUCUUUUGGUUUGAAUUUUAUGAUGUAAUUGCUUGUAUACAUGUCAAAUUUAAAAGAUCAAAGCAGGCUGCCUGCUUUUCAGUUCUGGUUUGAUACAAGAAGUUAGUCUCUGAACAUGAGAAGCUGACUAGCUUUGCAAUUCUUUUGACUUUUGCUUAGUUUCUACAUAUUAAAGCAAUUUCUGUUAUGGAACAUAACAAUUACUCCUUCUGCAUGUGUUUUAAGAAAAAAGAAUAAUUCAUUCUUAAUUAAUGGUUUAAUUUUUAAUUCAUUCUCAAUUUAGAGCAAAGAAUUACUCCUUCUUAAUUCAUGGUGGAGUUUUAAGUGUUUACUCCUCCCUGCAACCUCCUCCAGGCGUUUUCAUACUUCUGCAACUGUCUUCCAACUGUAAAAGAAAAACUAUCAAUGGGAAUUUCCCUGUGAACAGAUACUCUGUUUUGGGUUUCCUUUUGUUCUCGUGUUAGUACAGAGGAAACUGCAUGAUUAAUGGAAACUGAAAAAAUUGCUGUUUUUUCUGUGGGUCAAAAUGAAGAACACAGUAUACAAUUAUCCUCUUUGCUAUUGCCUUACUGACAUGCUGUAGUUAUGCUGCAAGUAGCCCUCUAAAGGGGAUUGUCUGACAUUUCCUGUCACCCUUAACUAUCCAUUGUUGAGCAUUUAUCACCAAAGUGUCUCAUUCAAACGUGUUGGCUUCCUGCAGUUGCUAAUGAGGUAAUUAUUUUUGGCAUUUUAUAUUUGAUGAGAAGCUUUGUGAGGAUAGUGGAAUGAGCUGGGCCUCCCAAAAGAAGAGAGGAAUGCCACUGCUUUUUAUCUGUAAGAGCUUCUACUUAACAAAUGCAUGGAGGUACAUGGAUUAGCUAGCUGGUGAUAGCUUGGUGGUGGCCACUUGUUUCCUAACACAUCAAGGAAAACCCAUAUUAGUGUAUAUCUCUAUGACACAUCCUUUAUAUGGCUGAGAAGAAAAUGUCUGUAAUUGGCUUCAAGUGUCACCACAAAUCUUGUCAGAAGUGUGUGUGCAAUUUCAGGUGGCAGGUUCUCCAAUAAUCCCUGAACUCUUCACCCUUUAUGGAUAUGUGCUGUAAGAUUGAUUGAUUUUUGCUAUUCUGUGAAUAAAACUAC